AUGCAUUUGAGGUGCCUAUUCAGUGUCUUGUUCCCCAAGCGGUAUUACAAUAUAUAUCUUGUAGUCACAUUUUACAAGCAACCUGAAAUUUCCUCUUUGGGGAACCGGUGUAUAACACUCGCAUACAUAGCAAAAGGCAUCAGAUUCAUUAGCACAGUUGUGACUACUGGAGUACGCAUGGUUAUAACUAACAAAAGUAGAUUGAUAUUUAAUUUACCAUCUAUCCGAAAUAACAAACAUAUGAAAACUAGAAAAUACAAAAUAAAAGCGGUUUCAAAUUUGAAAUUA
This is a messenger RNA of Dicrocoelium dendriticum, 288 nucleotides long. The record is from the annotation of a GenBank genome assembly. Lineage: Eukaryota; Metazoa; Platyhelminthes; Trematoda; Plagiorchiida; Dicrocoeliidae.